AUGCAGGCAAGUGCAGAUGUUAAUCAACGGAUUGCCAGAUUAUCAGCUCAUCUCAACCCCCUCAUGAAUAAUCUGCAGAAGGAGGGGAGUACGAAUUUGAGACAGGAGAACUGCAGGGCAAAAGGGGGAUCACCAGGAUUCAAGGUGGCAAUAUUAGGUGCAGCAGGAGGCAUAGGUCAGCCUUUAGCAAUGCUUAUGAAGAUGAAUCCGUUGGUUUCUGUGCUACAUCUUUAUGAUGUAGUAAACACUCCAGGAGUGACUGCAGAUAUCAGCCACAUGGACACUGGUGCUGUGGUACAUGGUUUUCUGGGGCAACAGCAAUUGGAGGAUGCACUUACUGGCAUGGACCUCGUAAUCAUUCCUGCUGGUGUGCCCAGGAAACCUGGGAUGACAAGAGAUGAUCUUUUCAACAUCAAUGCAGGAAUAGUAAGGACCCUAUGUGAAGGAAUUUCAAAGUGCUGUCCAAAGGCCAUUGUUAACCUAAUUAGUAAUCCUGUGAACUCGACGGUGCCAAUUGCAGCAGAGGUAUUCAAAAGGGCUGGCACCUAUGAUCCAAGACGACUUUUGGGAGUCACGAUGCUUGAUGUCGUCAGAGCUAAUACUUUUGUGGCUGAAGUUUUGGGGCUUGAUCCUAGGGACAUUGACGUACCUGUUGUAGGAGGCCAUGCUGGUGUUACUAUUUUACCUCUGCUCUCCCAGGUUAAACCUCCAUGUUCUUUCACCCAAGAAGAAACUGAGUACCUGACUUCUCGUAUUCAGAAUGGUGGAACAGAAGUUGUUGAGGCAAAAGCUGGUGCGGGAUCUGCAACUCUUUCAAUGGCAUAUGCAGCAGUCAAAUUUGCGGAUGCAUGCUUGCAUGCCUUGAGAGGAGAUGCUGGUGUCAUUCAAUGUGCUUUUGUUUCUUCUCAGGUGACUGAACUUCCUUUCUUUGCUUCAAGAGUACGUCUUGGUCGAAAUGGUGUUGAAGAGAUAUACCCACUUGGUCCUCUAAAUGAAUAUGAGAGAGUUGGGUUGGAGAAGGCAAAGAAAGAGUUGGGUGGAAGCAUUGAGAAAGGGGUUUCCUUUACGACUGGAAGCUCUCAAACAACUCUCAAUGGUGUAGCUAGUUUCUUCUGUCGAUGCUUUCCGGUAGCUAGUUUCUUCCAGUGGUGGCGGUUUCUUCGAGUAGCACUCGUUUCCCCCUUUCCAGCACUCGUUUUCCCCGUUUCUUCCAGUAGCAGUGCAUUUUGUGGAGACUUUCCGGUAUGGACGGCGAUGAAGUCGACGGCGAGGACGGCAACAAUGGUGACGUUGAACUCGACAUCUUCCAAUAGGCCUACUUUGUCCAAAGACAAUGUCUCAAACAACUUGCCAAUGUCUCAAGUGACGAGCAUAUCAUCUCCUCCACCACCUCAAGCAUUUGGGACACAAGACAGCAUGGAAGCUAUAACAAAUUUGCAUUGA
Messenger RNA from Fraxinus pennsylvanica, 1443 nucleotides. The record is from the annotation of a GenBank genome assembly. NCBI's taxonomy places the organism in Eukaryota, Viridiplantae, Streptophyta, Magnoliopsida, Lamiales, Oleaceae.